AUGGCUCGUGAUCCGACAGAUGACCACCAAGAAUCUCGUUCGAAAUUCGAUGCGGCGCUGGAGACGCUCCGUGUAAUCGGGGACCUGAGCCCCAACUUCGGCGAUCCGUUGCGCAUGUCCUCGCUGGCCGACGAUGGCCAACGGCUAUCUCACUCUCAGAGCACACAGACAGAACCGUACGAAGAUAGCAGUGAAGAGGAGAGCGUUGAGGACGCUGCUGCUCAAUCGGCCCUCCUGCCAAACUCCCAUCGGCUGAAGUGCUUCACGUCAAAUUUCAACUGCUGUUACAGAAAGCUGUCGAACGCCAAAGAACUCCUGCAGCAGGUGAUGCCUUCACCGCAGGCAUCUGGCGGCUGCACCGACGCGGAAAACGUGUACGAGGUGUACGGUCACGUCCAGAACCACGGCGUCUGUUGCGAGGUAGGAAUCCUUCUGUGGUCAUCACGUUCUAAGUCAGCGGUUUCCAAACCCCGGGUUUGAGG
Molecule: messenger RNA, 482 nt
Organism: Soboliphyme baturini
Lineage: Eukaryota; Metazoa; Nematoda; Enoplea; Dioctophymatida; Soboliphymatidae
Source: the annotation of a GenBank genome assembly